CCUGCCUCCAUUGCUGGACCACCAAGAUAAGACCACCAGGCUGAGUAACUUCUACCAGGCUGAGACCACGGCCACCCCCGACCGGCGGCGGACCGGACAGGACCGGACCAUUAGGGGCGGGGAGGGGGGGAGUCGCCUAAGCCGCUUAGAGCCGGCUCCACACGGGCAGGAGCUGGAAGAGGAAGAAUGGAGCAAACUAAACAUGGCUGUUGACCAGAGACGUGCUUCUUUUCUGGCGUCGACUUAGGACGGGACCGCGUCGAACAGACCUGCUGGAGGAAUGUUCACCCUUACUGAAGUCGCUUCCCUGAAUGACAUACAGCCAACGUACCGCAUCCUGAAGCCAUGGUGGGACGUUUUCAUGGACUAUCUUGGUAUUGUCAUGCUGAUGCUGGCAAUAUUUGCCGGCACCAUGCAGUUGACGCGGGAUCAAGUGGUCUGCCUCCCCGUUCUGGACCCAGCUCCGGACGAGGCCGGCGAAUUCCUGAGUCCUCAACCGACAGAGGCAGCUGACCGGCUGUGGAGUAAGGAGAGUGCCAUGGGGGAGCAGGCGGCACCUCUGAUGGCCAGGAGGCCCCCGGACAGAGCCGAUCCGGCUGUUCCACUCCCGCAGCAACUCCCCCCCGCCGGAGUCAGAACCAAGUUGGACUUUCAGCAGUAUGUUUUUGUCAACCAGAUGUGCUACCACGUCGCCCUUCCGUGGUAUUCAAAAUACUUCCCCUACCUCGCGCUUAUCCACACCCUGAUACUGAUGGUCAGCAGCAACUUCUGGUUCAAGUACCCAAGGACCAGCUCCAAGAUAGAGCACUUUGUGUCCACACUGGGAAAAUGCUUUGAGUCGCCUUGGACUACGAAAGCACUGUCUGAGACGGCGUGCGAGGACUCUGAGGAGAACAAGCAGAGGCUGGCGGGGACCUCCACCUUCCUAAAGCACCUCUCCACUAGCAGCGAGGAGGGCAGUCCCAACCAGUCAGCCCCCAUGCUGACCAAGUCUGGCGUCACCUUCUCUGCUGAGAAGCUGGUCAGCGAGGUGCCUGCCAUGACCAUACUGGACAAGAAAGAUGGCGAGCAGGCCAAGGCGCUCUUUGAGAAGGUCAGGAAGUUCCGUGCACACGUGGAGGACAGUGACUUGAUCUACCGCCUGUACGCCAUUCAGACGGUCAUCAAGACGGUGAAGUUCAUUCUGAUCCUGUGCUACACCAUGACCUUUGUGGCCUCUAUUGACUUCCAUCACGUGUGCGAGCCUGAGAUUAAGCACCUGACAGGAUACAAGAAGUUCCACUGCACGCACAACAUGGCCUUCAUGCUGAAAAAGCUGCUGGUGAGCUACAUCGCGCUCAUAUGCGUCUAUGGCGUCAUCUGCAUUUACACGCUCUUCUGGCUUUUCCGACGUCCGCUGAAGGAGUACUCGUUUGAGAAGGUGAGAGAGGAGAGCAGCUUCAGUGACAUUCCAGACGUGAAGAACGACUUUGCUUUCCUGCUGCACAUGGUGGAUCAGUACGACCAGCUCUAUUCCAAACGCUUUGGUGUGUUCCUCUCUGAAGUCAGCGAGAACAAACUCAGAGAGAUCAGCCUGAACCAUGAGUGGACUUUCGAGAAGCUUCGGCAGCACGUGACUCGCAAUGUUCAAGAAAAGCUGGAACUCCAUCUCUUCAUGCUGUCAGGAGUGCCGGACGCUGUCUUUGAUCUCACAGAUUUGGAAAUUGUCAAACUGGAGUUAAUCCCUGACGCCAGGAUCACGGCCAAGAUCUCACAAAUGAUAAACCUCCAGGAGCUCCAUUUCUACCAUUGUCCUGCCAAAGUGGAGCAGACUGCUUUUAUUUUCCUUCGGGAUCACCUGAGGUGCCUUCAUGUAAAGUUCACUGAUGUCGCUGAGAUUCCCAGCUGGUUGUACCUGUUGAAGAAUUUAAGGGAACUCUACCUGGUUGGGAAUCUCAACUCUGAAAACAAUAAAAUGAUCGGACUGGAGUCUCUGCGGGACCUGAGGCACCUAAAGAUUCUACAUCUGAAAAGCAACCUCACAAAGAUCCCCACCAACAUCACGGAUCUGUCGCCGCAUCUCCUCAAGCUGGUGGUCCACAAUGACGGUACAAAGCUGCUGGUACUCAACAGUUUGAAGAAGAUGAUCAACCUGGCCGAGCUGGAGCUCCUCAAUUGCGAGCUGGAGCGCAUCCCUCACGCCAUCUUCAGUCUGACCAACCUUCAGGAGUUGGAUUUAAAGUCCAACCACAUCCGGACCAUUGAAGAGGUCAUCAGCUUCCAGCACCUCAAGCGGCUGACAUGCCUCAAGCUGUGGCACAAUAAGAUCAUCUCCAUCCCACUCUCUAUCAGCCACGUCAAGAACCUGGAGUUGCUCUUCCUGUCUCACAACAAACUGGAAUGUCUACCCACAUCUUUGUUCACCCUUCUCAAGCUGAGGCACCUGGACGUCAGCCACAACUCCAUUGCCACCAUACCUCCGGAGGUGGGCUUUUUGCAGAACCUCCAACAUUUCGCCAUCACGGGCAAUAAAGUGGAAGUGGUUCCCAAGCAGCUCUUCAAGUGCACCAAACUGAGGACGCUGUGUCUCAGCCACAAUUGCAUCACCGCCAUUCCAGAGAAGAUCGGCCAGCUGGCGCAGCUCAGCCACCUGGAGGUGAAGGGGAACUGCCUGGACCGGCUUCCAGCCCAGCUGGGUCAGUGCUCUCACCUGCGCCACAGCUGCCUCAUCGUGGAGGACCACCUCUUUGACUCGCUGCCUCUGGAGGUCAAGGAAACCAUCAAUCAGGAGUCUGGUGUUGCCUUUACAAAUGGCUGCAAGUGUCUGACUGAUGGACGGUAGUCAUGUGACAGCUUUGUGUUAUUUUUUUUAAAGCACUAGUUCAUGAGUCCAACAGGACAGAAAAGGUUAAAACCACUGAAAAACCUUGUGGUUUGUGUCACGUCUCUAAUGUUAGUCCUUUUGUUGACGCAUGUAGCAACUUAGCAUUAGCUGAACCUUCACAAAAGGGAGCAUCGAGCCUGCCAAACAUCAACUGGCGAGUUAUUUAAAAGAUUUAAGUAGUUCUUUGUGAGGGAACACCGCUUUGGGGUUUUGGUGCUCAAGGUAGUCUUUCAGUUGCUGUGCAAAAGUCUUAGGCCACCACUAGCUUUGUUGUUUUAAUGCCCUUUUUUCACUGCAGGAAAUUGUAGCACACAUACAGUUAGCAGGAUUACCCAAAAAUAACAUUGUACUAAACUGUGUAGAAGGGUAGCGCUUUUGUCAUAAAAAGAACAGAUUACAUGCAUCUCCCCGUACCUUGUCAUCAUCAAACAGACAAGCAUGACACUCUUUAAGUUUGUACUUGAUGGAGGUCUGUGCUUUACGAAUCUACGCCAUACUGUUGAGUGGAAUUGUAGUUACAGUUUCAUCAUUAGCAUAGCAUUGCUACCACAACACAUCUAAUGGUGGCGCAGGACUAUUGUGCAGUGCAUCAACUUCUCAGUUCAUUUGUGAUGUCAACAGAUGUUCUGGGAACAAUCAGGUGUUCCAUUGUGGUUGGGAAACAAUAUGAGCAAGGAACCCACGGAGAGUUGACUCAUGUGCAACAACUUUGCUCGCUUAAGAAUUCACCAAAAAAAAAAAAACAUGAUCAGGAACAUCCAAGCAAGCCAAGUUGCACUCGUCUUUACUUUCAUGGGUUCUGCUGGACUGGGAAGCUACAGUCCUUGUGCUGUCAGAUGAGGUUACCGUGUAGCCCCCAGCCACAGCCAGAGCUGGCAUGUAACAGACACGCAUUUUUACCACUGGUACUCUGAGUGCUGUUGGUACUCACAAGCUAGCAUGAUUGCUUUGUGUUGAUUUGCGAUUGGAGGAUGUCAAAAUCCAAGUUCAAAUUGUGAAUUUAGGUUUAAAGUUGCAAACUUAAACAUUUAAUGUUGGUAACAUUAGCAUAAUUAGUGAGAUGACGUAUAUUUAUCCAGUAGUUGCGCUUUGUAGUAUAAAUGCUUCUUACGGGACAUUUAUUAGAUGUUUUAACUUCUGGUCACUUUGGUGCUCUCGUUGCUUCCUUUUAAACAGAAACGACUCAGCCAGCUCUUCAUCCAACUAACCUGGUCCUGCACCAUACAUACUUGUAGUACACACGCCCCCACGUUAUUCAAAUACUAUGUGUAUUAUUGUGGUAGUAGUUUGCACUGGAAAACUAACUACUACAACCACAAUAAUUGUUAAACCGAUCAAAUGUUAUCAGUGUAAAGGAAGAUUUGUACCUCAAGCUGUGCCUCUGUAGAAACACACGAGUCACAAUGUGCAAAAACAAUACGUGGAGGAACAAUUGUUCUUGGCGUGAGGUGAAGGUGCAUCUAAAGGGGGCUUGGGUGGUGUCUGUUUGUGUAACCUUAUGCAUUCCAGUUGAUUCUAUUCUUGUCAAACAUUGACAAGUGGUGCCGGCGCUCACGAAAGGGACCAGCUGAUGCUCCUUGUCACUCACUCGACCAACACACUGGCAACUAUUUAUUUUUUUACAUUAUCUUCCUUUUGCUCUUUUAUUCUGAUUAACAUGUUAAUCUUGUACUUUGUGUGUCCGACAGUUUGUGACAGCUUGUCAGCUAUUUAAAUAAAUAACUUUAGCUUAUUUAAAGCUGAAGAAACAAACAGAAUGUCUUCUGGAAUUCAUUUUUAAAAACUUUCUGUCGACUGAUGUUUAGUAUUAGCAAACAUGCUAAAACCAUUCAGGUAGUGUUGAAAAGAAACUAUUCUCUGGCAAAUGCUUCCCUCUAGUGGACACGGGCAGUAUUAUUACAAGUAUUCUGAAGGAGAAGUAAUAGGGAGUACUAUGGCCACGUUGGAUUAAUGCAAUACCAUAAACUAAUGUUUCCACAAUUACAACAUUGGUUUCCUGACUUGUAUUAUGGUUAGGGCUUCUAUGAGUUUGGGUUAGUGUUAGUGCAGGGACUAAGGUUUAGGGUUUGUAUUAGGAUUAGGGUUUCUUUAAGGGUUAGGAUUAGGUUAGAGCAAGGAUAAAGAUUAGGGUCUGGGGAUCAGGU
Messenger RNA from Dunckerocampus dactyliophorus (ringed pipefish), 5007 nucleotides. RefSeq names its product leucine rich repeat containing 8 VRAC subunit Db (gene lrrc8db). NCBI's taxonomy places the organism in Eukaryota, Metazoa, Chordata, Actinopteri, Syngnathiformes, Syngnathidae. Gene Ontology annotation, molecular function: protein binding. The transcript has 2 exons. Bases 281 to 2821 code for a protein of 846 amino acids. The record is from RefSeq and is a predicted model, not a curated record.